Molecule: messenger RNA, 2881 nt
Organism: Limanda limanda (common dab)
Lineage: Eukaryota; Metazoa; Chordata; Actinopteri; Pleuronectiformes; Pleuronectidae
Gene: dhx15
Product: DEAH (Asp-Glu-Ala-His) box helicase 15
Exons: 14
Coding region: 157-2367 (736 amino acids)
Cellular component (GO): intracellular anatomical structure; spliceosomal complex
Molecular function (GO): RNA binding; RNA helicase activity; ATP binding
Source: RefSeq, a predicted model, not a curated record
CCGGACCCGCAGCUCAUCCUCCGACUUCCGCAGACAGCGCCAUGUGCAGGACUCGGUAGAACCGGCGCCUUUUCCCCCCCUCUCACUGCUUCACCCGCGGGGAGAGUUCACCGUCAACCGCAGCUUUCGACUCGGCUUUCCUAAAGGAUAAAAACGAUGAGGCGUGGCUACGACAGAGACCGCGAUGAUCGGUCGAAAGAGAGGACCCGUGACCGGGAGCGAGACCGUGACCGGGACAGGGACGUGAAGUCAUCUGGGGUGCACAACAUCCCCACUGCACCCAGUGGAGGCUUUCUUAAGCCAAACCCCGUACAGCAGCAAAUCAACCCAUUCACCAACCUGCCCCACACACCGCGCUACUAUGAGAUCCUCAAGAAGCGGCUGCAGCUGCCUGUCUGGGACUACAGAGAGACCUUCAGUAACAUCAUGCUGCGGAACCAGUCCUUUGUGCUGGUGGGAGAGACGGGCUCUGGAAAGACCACACAGAUCCCACAGUGGUGUGUGGACAUGGUGCGCUCCACGGGGGGGCCAAAGAGAGCGGUGGCCUGCACCCAGCCCCGGCGGGUUGCGGCCAUGAGCGUCGCUCAGAGGGUGGCUGAUGAGAUGGAUGUCAUGCUGGGCCAAGAGGUCGGCUAUUCCAUCAGGUUUGAGGACUGCAGCUCUGCCAAGACUGUACUCAAGUAUAUGACAGAUGGAAUGUUGCUGCGGGAAGCCAUGAACGAUCCCCUGCUGGAGCGCUACGGUGUCAUCAUCCUGGAUGAGGCCCACGAACGCACAUUAGCUACAGACAUCCUCAUGGGGGUCCUCAAGGAGGUGGUCCGCCAGAGGCCUGACCUCAAGGUCAUCGUCAUGAGCGCCACACUCGACGCCGGCAAGUUCCAGGUGUACUUUGACAGCUGCCCACUGCUGACCAUCCCUGGACGCACCCACCCCGUGGAAAUUUUCUACACACCGGAACCAGAGCGCGACUACCUGGAGGCGGCCAUCCGGACUGUGAUCCAGAUCCACAUGUGUGAGGUGGAUGAAGGGGACCUUCUGCUUUUCCUCACUGGACAAGAGGAAAUUGAUGAAGCCUGCAAGCGAAUCAAGAGAGAAGUCGAGGACUUGGGGCCGGAAGUUGGCGAUAUCAAAAUCAUCCCGUUGUACUCCACUCUGCCUCCACAGCAGCAACAGAGGAUCUUCGAGCCACCCCCACCCAAUAAACCAAGCGGUGCAAUCGGGAGGAAGGUCGUCGUGUCAACAAACAUCGCAGAGACGUCCCUUACCAUUGACGGCGUGGUGUUUGUAAUUGAUCCCGGAUUUGCCAAGCAAAAGGUGUACAACCCAAGAAUCCGAGUGGAGUCGCUUUUGGUGACGGCCAUCAGCAAGGCCUCCGCCCAGCAGAGGGCAGGGCGUGCUGGAAGGACGUGCCCGGGAAAGUGUUUCCGCCUUUACACUGAGAAAGCCUACAAGACAGAAAUGCAGGACAACACGUAUCCAGAGAUCCUGAGGUCGAACCUGGGCUCUGUGGUGCUGCAGCUGAAGAAGCUGGGUAUUGAUGACCUGGUGCACUUCGACUUCAUGGACCCACCAGCCCCAGAGACCCUGAUGCGAGCCCUGGAGUUGCUGAACUACCUGGCGGCGCUCAACAACGAUGGCGACCUGACGGAGUUGGGCUCCAUGAUGGCAGAGUUCCCCCUGGACCCCCAGCUUGCCAAAAUGGUCAUCGCCAGCUGUGAAUUCAACUGUUCGAACGAGAUCCUCUCCAUCACUGCCAUGUUGUCAGUCCCACAGUGCUUCGUCCGACCCACGGAGGCUAGGAAGGUGGCCGACGAGUCCAAGAUGCGCUUCGCCCACAUCGACGGAGACCACAUGACGCUGCUCAACGUCUACCACGCCUUCAAACAGAACCACGACGCCACUCAGUGGUGCUACGACAACUUUGUCAACUACCGCUCCCUGAUGUCGGCAGACAACGUGCGGCAGCAGUUGUCCAGGAUCAUGGACCGCUUCAAUCUGCCGCGACGGAGCACCGAGUUCAACAGCAGAGACUACUACACCAACAUCCGCCGAGCGCUGGUCACUGGCUUCUUCAUGCAGAUCGCUCACCUGGAGCGCACUGGCCAUUACCUCACGGUGAAGGACAACCAAGUCGUUCAGCUGCACCCCUCCACCGUGCUGGACCACAAGCCCGAGUGGGUGCUCUACAAUGAGUUUGUGCUCACCACCAAGAACUACAUCCGCACGUGCACGGACGUCAAACCAGAGUGGCUGGUGAAAGUCGCCCCGCAGUACUACGAGAUGAGCAACUUCCCCCAGUGUGAAGCAAAGAGACAGUUGGAGCGAAUCGUCGCAAAACUCUCCACCAAGGAAUACUCUCAGUACUAAGAGGGUUUGCAUGUGCAUCCUCAGUAUCUGAACAAAGUCCAAUCGGAACUCUUUGAGCGUCAUGUCUUUUUUUUUUUCUCUCUCUCUUAUCUCCACCAACAAUCUCAUCCUGAAGUCUAUUUUUGUCUCACUGUGUUUAAUGUAUUUUCAUACCGAUCGAUGAAUUGUGUCCAGUUGCUUUCUCCGGCCGACGUGUCUUUGGAGCGAAGAGCGUAAAGCCCUGUUAAGAAUGGACUGUGGGACCGGUUUUCAGGAAUUCUGUCUGGAUCAUCAUUAUAAGUCAAUUUCAACAUUCCUCUUAAAGGCAUCAAUGCUAAAAAAAAAAUGUCACCUCGGAAUUCUUGCUCGGUCUUUUGCAUCUACAGCUAAAAAACAGCAUUUCGUCCAUUUAGACAAGCUUUUGAUCAAAUGUAAUUUAUACUGUAUUUUGAUGCAGGCAUAAUGUAAUGUCCUCUUGUCACGGAGGAAGAGGCACAUUUCCAGUCAACUUAAUAAAAACGACUUUGUAAUAAAA